AUGUUGCCUUCUCUUCCUCACAAGUCUUCAACUUUGCAUUGCUCAUUCAUGUUCUAUUCAGUUCUCCUGCCAUGUUUUAUUACCUUGUUGCUUUCACCAUUAUCUUUCACCCAUGCAGCAAAUGGAAAUGAGACAGAUAGGCUUGCCUUGCUAGCCAUCAGAGCUGGGAUAACCACUGACCCUCUGGGUAUCAUGAGCUCCUGUAACAAUUCUCUUCAUUUCUACAACUGGGUUGGCAUCACUUGUGGUCAAAACCAACGAGUAAUUACUUUGAAUCUAAUCUCCAAUGGCUUGGUGUGUUCACUCUCACCUCACAUAGGAAACAUCUCUUUCCUCACAGGUCUCAACCUUGAAUUGAACUACUUUCAUGACUUAGGCUUCACUCUUCCCAACUUGUUAGUCUUAAAUGUUGGUCACAAUCAAUUUACUGGACCACUUCCUUUAUCAUUAUCCAAUGCUUCAAAUCUUGUUAAACUUGAUACCAAUGGCAGCAAUUUCAUUGGCAAAGUUACAAUUGAUUUUGGAGGCCUACCUAGUCUUUGGUGGCUAGUUCUUGCUUCCAAUUCACUUGGGAUAGGAGAAGCUGAUGACUUGAGCUUCUUUAACUCUUUGAGUAAAUGCCAUAGUUUGUGGAUGGUAGAUUUGAGUGACAAUCGAUUCGGGGGGACACUGCCUCUUUCUAUAGCCAACCUUUCAACCCAACUUGUGUCAUUGAGGUUGGGAAGCAAUCAAUUAACUGGAAAGAUCCCUAGUGAUAUAAAGAACAUUGUUAACUUGACUGAAUUAACAUUAGAGAAAAACAAUCUAACAGGGGACAUUCCUGUCAUGAUUGGUUACCUUAGGAUGCUAAAAAAAUUGGAUUUGUCUGAAAAUGAGUUUUCAAGGCAUAUUCCAUCAUCCCUAGCCAACAUAACUCAAUUGUACUCUCCCCAUCUUGAAAGGAACCACUUAAUGGGUACCAUUCCCCCUAGUCUUGGAAACCUUUUAUACUUACAGGAAUUAGACCUUUCUCAUAACUAUCUUAGUGGUACCAUACCCCAAAGUAUUAUGGGCCUUUCUUCCCAAACAAUUUCCCUGAGCCUAGCUCAAAAUCAGUUGACUGGUUCCCUGCCCACCCAAGUUGGAAACUUGAAAAAUCUUGGGUCCUUGGACCUUUCUAGGAAUAGAUUGUUUGGUGAAAUUCCUAGUAGCCUUGGUAGUUGCAUAAAAUUGGAACACCUUGACAUGGAAGCGUAUGGCAUGGGAAGCAAGGUAUCAUUAGAGGGAGAUAUGUAUAGCUAUGGGAUUCUUUUGUUGGAGAUGUUUACAAGGAAGAGGCCUAUCGAUGACAUGUUUAAAGAUGGAUUAGAUCUCCAUAAUUUGGUUAAGAUGUCAUUGCCUAAGCAAAUUUCAGAAAUUUUAGACCCAUUGUUUGUCUCUGGAGGGGCAAGAGAAGAAGAGGAAACAAUGAAUGAAGACUCUAAUAAAGUGGGGCACAUGGAAAAAGAAGGAAUACAAGAUUCUUUGAUUACAAUAUUUAGAGUUGGAGUUGCUUGUUCAGUGGAAUUACCCAGGGACCAUGAGUUCCAUCAGAUUUCUCACAUUACCAUUGUCAAGGAGGCUUGGCAGAUAUUGGAGACCACUUAUGAGGGAACAAAGAAAGUAAAAGACACGAAACUACAGAUGCUGACCACUCGAUUUGAGGAGCUCAGAAUGAGUGAAGACGAGUCCUUUAACUCUUUCUAUAGUAAGCUGAAUGUAGUGGUCAUCGACAAGUUUAAUUUGGGAGAGAAAACAGAGGAUUCCAAGGUAGUAAGGAAGAUCCUUCGAUCAUUGCCGAAAAGCUUUUGUGCCAAGGUGAUGGCAAUUGAAGAGAGCAAAGAUCUUGAUGAUAUCAGAGUCCAAGAACUUGGUGGCUCGCUUCAGUCUUUUGAAUUGUCAUUGCCUAUGUAA
Molecule: messenger RNA, 1932 nt
Organism: Quercus robur (English oak)
Lineage: Eukaryota; Viridiplantae; Streptophyta; Magnoliopsida; Fagales; Fagaceae
Product: LRR receptor-like serine/threonine-protein kinase EFR
Exons: 4
Coding region: 1-1932 (643 amino acids)
Molecular function (GO): protein binding
Source: RefSeq, a predicted model, not a curated record